CGAUUUCUCGAAUUUCAUCGAUCCGAGCUGCCGUGCUCGUUACUCGUGGAAUAUAUUCGCGACCGAGCCGCCCGCGAGAACGGUCGCACGAUCCACCAUUAAAUCCGCACGUCGGUCCUACAGGACACGUUAUCCCGGUCUCCCCGUGAAUCGAUCAUGAACAUCGAGGGUAAAAUCGCGCUCGUCACCGGCGGAGCAAACGGGAUCGGCUUCUGCACCGCCCGAAAACUUCUUCGGAACGGAGCGAAGGCAGUGGCUCUGUUGGAUUUAAACGACUCCGGAGGCGAAAGCGCAGCUGCCGAUCUAAACAAUGAAUUCGGGAAAGAUCGCGCGAUCUUCAUCGCCUGCGAUGUCUCCAAGAGCGAACAACUUAAAGAAUCGUUCAAGAAGGUAGUCGAGUCAUAUGAAACGCUAGACAUUGUUGUAAACAUCGCGGGCAUUAUGGAUGACGCGGAUUGGGAAAUUAUGGUGGAUGUAAAUUAUAAGGGCAUUGUUCAUGGUACGAUUUUGGGGUUGCAAACCAUGGGCAAGUACAAGGGCGGCAAUGGCGGCACUAUCGUGAACAUGUCCUCCGUGGCUGGACUGGAAGGGAUACCGAUCGCACCGAUCUAUGGUGGAACGCAGUACGCGAUCGUUGGGUUCACUCAAUCGUUGAAGCAUUAUUAUGAGAAAACCGGAAUACGUAUGUUGACGAUAUGCCCUGGACUUACGACCACCGCUAUGGCUGCCAGAUUUAUGUCUACUAAAGAACACGCCAUGGAUCUACUUGACGAGGAAACCGCGGCUUUAGCGAUGGCCAACAUGCAGAAGCAACCGCCUGAACAUGUGGCGAGCGCCAUAAUACAAUUAAUCGAGAACGGAAAGAACGGUGCGAUAGUCGUCAGCGAGAACAAUCAAGAACCGUACACCAUUGAAUUCCCUAGUUACACCACCCUGAAGGUGCCAGCAUAAAUGUCACCGGAAAUACUAAAAUUUCACUAUUUAAAAUUGAACCAACUUUAACUUAAAAUACUCCAAAAUACUCUUUAUAUUCGAAAUUUUGUUAAAAUACUCUGAAAGUAUUAGGUUAAUCGAAGAAUCUUGUCGUUUUACACUUCAAUCUGGCGUUUAUAUUAUAAUGUGCGAAUAAAUAUUGCCGGCAAGUGAAUUAAAAGACAGUAGUAGGUUUCUACGUAAAAAAUUCAAUGCGCAAUCCAAUAAUUUAAUUCAGCGAAGUGAUAUUUUUGUAAAACUUCGUUGAAAAGUGCGAUAAGAUUUUAUGGCUAACUUAAUACAUGACCACCUUUCGAGAGUUCUAAUACAGUGGGUUCUCGUGCGACCAAAAUCAUCGACAUUUCCUAUUUCAUUCGUUAUUUUAUUUAUUACAAUUGCAGUGAUACAAUCAAAAGUUUCUUAUAAAACUUAAAAGACACACUACGGCGACAUCUUGAAUUCAUGCGUUGAAUAUCUUAAAAAUUCAUUUUAGAGAAUACGUAUCGACUGUAAAAUUAUGGAAGUCACAAAGAGUUGUAGUUUCAAUUAAUCCAUGUAUGAUAAUAAUAUUUUAUUAUCACUCUGUUAUAAGUAUUCAAUAGUUUGUGUAAGAUGAAAGCCUGCCUCUCUUAUAUUCGCGCUGAUAAUUUUAUUAUUAUCGUUUAGUUGUACUUUAAUAUUUUUUAGUAUUAUACAAUUAUAUCAAUGGGAUAUUAAUAUCCAAUAAACAUAAGAAAUUAUUUAA
This is a messenger RNA of Nomia melanderi (Alkali bee), 1717 nucleotides long. NCBI's taxonomy places the organism in Eukaryota, Metazoa, Arthropoda, Insecta, Hymenoptera, Halictidae. The record is from RefSeq and is a predicted model, not a curated record.